Molecule: messenger RNA, 1611 nt
Organism: Coregonus clupeaformis (lake whitefish)
Lineage: Eukaryota; Metazoa; Chordata; Actinopteri; Salmoniformes; Salmonidae
Product: heat shock protein beta-1
Exons: 3
Coding region: 125-868 (247 amino acids)
Biological process (GO): protein refolding; response to heat
Molecular function (GO): protein folding chaperone
Source: RefSeq, a predicted model, not a curated record
GCCGAGGAGCAGACGGUACUUUCAGUGGAAGUUUGAGAGAGAGACACCAACCAAAGGCAUCUACAGCCAGCCAGUUCCACAGCUCUGCUACUACUACAGUACUACUCCUCUUCCUCCAGCAACCAUGACAGAGAGACGCAUCCCCUUCAGCCUGCUCCGCACCCCCAGCUGGGACCCCUACAGGGACUGGUACCAGGGCAGCCGACUCUUCGACCAGUCCUUCGGUAUGCCUGCCCUCGCAGAGGAGUUACCCACCUUCCCCAGCACCCACUGGCCCGGCUACAUGCGUCCCGCCCUCGGCCACGACCUGUCCGCUGCCGGCUUCAUGCCCUCCAUGAUGCCCCACCAGCAGAGUGCCAUGAUGCAGGCUGCCAUGAUGCCCCAAGCCCCAAUGAUGGCCCAAGCCCCAAUGAUGGCCCAGGCUGGGGCAGCAUCGUACGCCCGCGCCCUCUCCCGCCAGCUCAGCUCUGGCAUGUCUGAGAUCAAGCAGACCCAGGAGGCCUGGAAGGUCACUCUGGACGUCAACCACUUCUCCCCUGAAGAGCUGGUGGUCAAGACCAAGGACGGCGUGGUAGAGAUCACUGGCAAGCAUGAGGAAAGGAAGGAUGAGCAUGGAUUUGUGUCCAGAUGCUUCACUAGGAAAUAUACACUGCCCCCUAUGGCCGACGCUGAGAAGGUGACGUCCACCUUGUCUCCUGAGGGAGUGCUGACCGUGGAGACUCCUCUGAACAGGCAGGCCAUCAAGGCUGCAGAGAUCUCCAUCCCCGUCACCAUGGGCAGCAGCAAGACCAAGCCCUACGACAUGACGAAGGGAAGUGGCAAUGGGCACCAUCGCGAUGAGCGUCAUGAGGAGGAGGAAGAGGAGUGAAGAAACUCCACACACAAACCUACACACACUCACACGAACACACACACAGUAGACACAGAUGAGAUGGUUAGACAGACAGAGGGAGGGUAGGCCAAACUGUGAUAAUUGCACACCUACCGUAUAGUUAAAGGAAUGUCUCGAUAACGUUAUACGUUUCACGUGUGCUCACACUAACGCCACAUGCCUGCUCUAUCUCACACUGCGGUAAUUACUAUCUGCAUUUGAAUCACGCAACAACAACGACAACAGCCAGUUACACCCACACCCUCCUCAUUCCUAUUUGCUAGGCACUGAACGCUAUUAGAUUUGCAAACAGUGACCGCAGCCCUGCUGUUGUCUGUCUGUCUGUCUGUCUGUCUCUCUCUUUCACUCUCUUUCUCUCUGUUUAGAGACAGUAACACAGCCAAGAAGAGCCAGGACACCAGUGAUACUGUAGCCUGGUCCCAGAUCAUUUUGUUGACAAUGACCUUAGGAGUUGGAAAGACUGCACAAACUGAUCUGGACUAGGCUAGUGAUACACACAGAACACCAAAGAACCAAUGGGCCAGCACAUGGGCCUCUGACUAUUCCACCCAUAGAAAUAGAAUGACAUUCUAUUCAUUCUUUUGCUAUGAUGUCACCAUCCUCUGACUGUUACUCGACAGUCACUGCUGUUAAAUAUGGUCUAAAAGACUGGUCUGUACUGUAGUUGCAUUUGGAAAUCUCUACCCACGUAUAACGGUGAAUAAAGAAAAAUCCUAAUA